ACGUCAUAUCCAGUAUGUAGGUUAAUUUUUUGUACAGUAGGUUCAUUUCUGUACAGUAGAUUUGUUUCUGUACUGGUUAUUUACGACGCUCCGCGAAGGCAGCGUGAGCUCCAUUCUCUGUGUAACUGCCGCCACCUUCCGGCGGAAGCUGUCAAUGUAACUUCACAGUACCCUCAAUGAAAGAGACUCGACAUCAAUUGCAACAGCCAUACUUAACAUUCUCGGUGGUUUCGCUCAUUCUAGCACAAUAUCCGCUGAACCACAGUCAUUUUUUCCGCAUUAUUCCUCCGCUACAUCACACCGAGCGGCCACAACAGACAACAGCGCCCCCUGGCUGCGUUCACGGGCCCCGCAUCACGCAGGGAAGAAAAGCUCCAUCAUCCUCCUGCGAUACGAGCAUCGUUUCGGUGGAGCUAGGGCAUCCUCCCUACCCUUCGACACUCAUGACUACCGAUUAGGGCCGCUGAUUAACGGACAAACAGAGGGGAUAUAAGGACAGUAUAAUGGCCAAACACCGCAAAGAAAGAGACAGCUGGGGUGAGUGGUCCCUCAGUGACAAAAAUGUCUACGACUGGAGCUCAGAGGAGGAGGAGCCGGAUGGACGGGCCCGGCCAGUGCAGGUGCUGCUGGUCAAAGACGACCACACCUUUGAGCUGGAUGAGGCGGCGCUGAGUCGCAUCCUGCUGGCGGAGGAGGUCAGAGACCGUGAGGUGGUGGCCAUCUCUGUGGCUGGAGCUUUCCGCAAGGGCAAGUCCUUCCUCAUGGACUUCAUGCUGCGUUACAUGUACAACCAUGCAUCUGAAGGCUGGCUCGGAGAUCCAGAGGAGCCUCUGACCGGCUUCUCCUGGAGGGGGGGCUCAGAGAGGGAGACCACCGGGAUCCAGAUCUGGAGCGAGGUCUUCCUGGUGGACAAGCCAGAUGGCAGAAAGGUUGCUGUGUUACUAAUGGACACACAAGGCACGUUUGACAGCCAGUCGACACUGAGGGAUUCAGCCACUGUGUUUGCACUCAGCACCAUGAUAAGCUCCAUGCAGGUUUACAACAUCUCUCAGAAUGUACAAGAGGACGACCUUCAGCACCUGCAGCUUUUCACUGAGUACGGCAGACUAGCUAUGGAGGAGACUUUCCUCAAACCAUUCCAGUCGAUGAUCUUCCUCGUUCGAGACUGGAGCUUUCCAUAUGAGUUUCCUUAUGGACAGGAGGGGGGCAUGAAGUUCCUCGAGAAGAGACUUAAGAUCUCAGAGAACCAGCAUGAGGAGCUGCAGAACGUGCGCAAACACAUCCACUCCUGCUUCACCAACAUCUCCUGUUUCCUGAUGCCUCACCCCGGCCUCAAGGUGGCCACCAACCCACACUUUGAUGGAAGAAUUAUAGAGAUCGACGGUGAGUUCAUAAACAACCUGAAGGUUCUGGUCCCAUGGCUUCUCAGUCCUCGUAACAUUGACGUGAAGGAGAUCAAUGGCAGCAAGAUCACCUGCAGAGGCCUGCUGGAGUACUUCAAGGCGUACAUCAAAAUCUACCAAGGUGAGGAGCUGCCACAUCCGAAGUCCAUGCUGCAGGCCACAGCAGAGGCGAAUAAUUUGGCAGCAGUCGCGGCUGCAAAGGAUCUGUACAACAAGAAAAUGGAGGAGGUCUGCGGCGGUGACCGGCCCUUCCUGGCCCCCAGUGAGCUGCAGGCUCGACACAGCAACAUCAGAGAGGAGGCCCUGCAGGUGUUUAGGGGCGUGAAGAAGAUGGGAGGCGAGGAGUUCAGCCGCCGCUACCUGCAGCAGCUGGAGGGAGAGAUCGACGAGGUGUUUGUCCAGUACAUCAAGCACAAUGACUCCAAGAACAUUUUCCACGCAGCCCGGACGCCGGCCACCCUGUUUGUGGUCAUCUUUGUCAUGUACGUGGCUGCGGGCAUCACGGGCUUUGUGGGCGUGGACAUCAUUGCCAGCUUGUGUAACAUGAUCCUGGGCCUGGCACUGAUCACUCUCUGCACCUGGGCCUACAUCCGGUACUCCGGGGAAUACCGAGAACUCGGCGCCGUCAUCGACCAGGUGGCUGGUGCACUGUGGGACCAGGGGAGCACAAAUGAGGCUCUCUACAAGCUGUACAAUGUAGCAGCCAAUCACAGGCACCUGUAUCACCACGCCUUCCCCGGCGGGCCUCAGGUGGAAGAGGUUGCAGAGGAGCAGGACAAGAAGAGGGACUGAUUAGAUAAGACAGAGGACAGCACGGACUUCCUGGUGAUGGACAGGAGGAGGAGGGACAUCCUCACCCAUCAGGCACUCUUUUAUCCUGGUAUUGGCUGGUGCUGUCCACCAAUACACCCACUACUCUAAACCUAACAACAGACUGUAUAAUGUUCAUGUAUCGGCAGAGCAUCCUCUCAGUGGGCGCCUGCUCUCAAAGCGAUGGAUGCCAUUUAUCAGUGUCUCACUUUUCGUCUGUGAUAAAACAUCACCUGUACAGAUACUGUCUCCCGCAGGAGCCCACGGCAACCUCCGGUCACCUGUUGAUUUCACAUAUGACCUUUUUUUUUUUUUUUUUCCCCCCCUCCAUCAUUUGUCACCAUUUGAUGAUUUUCAAAAGUAUAGCCAAAUCUGUGAAACCCUCAUUUGUGACGAUUGUUCUGUUCUUUGAAGUUUAGUGCUGUUUAUAAGAAACAAUAUCUAUCGACCUGCGAUGUUUGAAAGCCAAAAUAUGUACUGUAUGUUAAAUAAUGACGCGUUACAAGCAUCAUCAGCAUGGUAAGUGGUUAAUGUCUGUCAUCUUUAAGCUCUAAAUCCAGGUAUACUUUAUAAAAAGUUUUAAUAGUUGUGACAAAGUGGUUAUUGUGCCAUAACAUGUAAAAAAAAAAUGGUUUCACAUCUGCUGCAGCGUGGCUACAUGCAGACACUCGAUGGCACAUUUAUUAGUUGUAUACAGUUUUUGUCCUGGAGGUUGAUUUCUGCAUCAGGGAGUCGCUUUGUGCUUUCAAAUAACAGCAGCACCGGGUGGGAAGACAAAAAUAGUUCAAAGUUUACACAACAUAGCCGACAUUAUCUCUCACUUUGUAGUCUGCUUGCAGUUUUGUAAUUACGCAGUGAUCCUCGCUCUAUAUGUGUUUGGUCUUUGAGGUUGGGGGGGUGGGGAUGGGGGUGGGGGGGCGUUUCUAUUGUGAUGUAGAGGUGGUGGGUGAAAACCAUUGUUGUGUUUCUCUCUGAAUGUUCGAGCAAAUCCGAGGAAUGUAGCUAUUCUGUGGUCACUGAGGAAUCAAAGCUAGUUGUUAUUAGGCGGGGUGACAGCAGGCCUGCUUUGGAAAAAAAGAAAAAAGAAAAGGAUCCUCAUUCCACAUCUCUUUCAUCAUCUUCACACACUUAAGUUGAAUCAUCUGUGAAAAAACUGUUGCAUGGUGAAAGAAGCCAGGCCCCGACUUUUUGUGUGUAUGUGUGUGUGUGUGUGAGAGUGUGUGUGUGUGUGUUAACAAAAGGCUUGUAUUGGUGACAGCACUUUUUGGUGUUUGAAUACGUUGGCUUCGUAGACUGUUACUGUACAUUUGUGUGGUUAUUGUUUUUAGCUCACAGAGUAACCCCCGAAUCACAGAGCUCACUGUAAAACGUCUGCAUCACACACAGCUGCAGCAUUCAAGCUUUUUGUUUUUUCUUUCUCUCUCUGGUCACCGACAGUACAGGAACACUGUCAUGCAUAUUUAGCAAGUUUAUACUGAGGUUUGACCUCAAGGGUUGGAAAUUUAAAGGCACUGCAGCAGAGUGGCUUCUUGAGUCUUCCACAAUGUAUAAUCAGCAUCAGUGAGGCCUUCACACAAAGACCCAUCUAAGUCCAGUUUAAGAUUCGUGAGGUUUGAAAAUCCCAUUUCUUCACGUUCAUUCAUGAGUCAGAGAAGUAGCAUUUGUUUACAUUGUGUUCCCAAAUUAAAUCAUAGUAAAAAGAUUUUAUCUGUUUAAAGAGUAUGUAAAAAAUGUAUCACAACAUAUUAUUCUUGGAUUUAACAAUUCAUUCCUGAAGCCGCCCCCAUCGACACUUAAAUCAUCUCCGGAUAUCGUGGGAGCCUGAGUGUACUGAAAGGUCAAAUGAAUCAACCUCUUCCAAGUCGACACUGCUACGUUUCCGCACACGCAUUGCAAAAUUUCAGUUACAAGAAAUAACUAAUAAAGUUGGACCAAAUUAAUGAAAACUA
This is a messenger RNA of Epinephelus lanceolatus (giant grouper), 4162 nucleotides long. RefSeq names its product atlastin GTPase 1 (gene atl1). The record is from RefSeq and is a predicted model, not a curated record. Gene Ontology annotation, molecular function: GTPase activity; GTP binding. Lineage: Eukaryota; Metazoa; Chordata; Actinopteri; Perciformes; Serranidae.